Messenger RNA from Conger conger (European conger), 3236 nucleotides. It is a transcript of the gene tjap1, whose product is annotated as tight junction associated protein 1 (peripheral). Gene Ontology annotation, biological process: Golgi organization. Bases 564 to 2630 code for a protein of 688 amino acids. The record is from RefSeq and is a predicted model, not a curated record. NCBI's taxonomy places the organism in Eukaryota, Metazoa, Chordata, Actinopteri, Anguilliformes, Congridae. Gene Ontology annotation, cellular component: trans-Golgi network. The transcript is spliced from 10 exons.
CGGGGAAAGAUGGCGGCAGAGGAGGGGAGAAGGAGAUAAACUUUAUCUGAAAACAGAAAUAGCCGAAACGCGGAUAGCUACCCACAGCGAGAUUUGAAACUCAAAGAGAGCUGUCAGGUGGUUACCCAGGUAUCUUAUUGGACACACUGUGUACAUUUACGACGCUGAUCAAGAACGACUGGAUAACUUACCAGCUACGGCUAGCUUGCUAACGUAACCGUAGCUCCUACUGCGGUGUCCGCUCAAGAGGAAAAAAGCGGAUAAACUUUAUUAUCCUGCACAGAGUCCGUAUUGAAUUUUCGAGUCCGCAGGGUGUGACUGGCACUGAUUGGAGCCUGUAGAGGUCAUCGAUAGCCUUGAGGUCACAUGCCAGAGGAGGAGGGAAGAGGAGGACUGUGGGAUUGAGUUUCCCGCCGGAGAGAGACCGACGCACGGUGAUGAUUCCGGAGCCAGCAGCGAGCACGCUAAAGGUCGUCUGGCUGAGAACCUGUGGAUGAAGAGGCAGCUGCAUCAUCUCGGAUAUUGGGACUAACGGAGCCGACCGCUCGCCGAACGCCAACGCCAUGACCAGCGCCGCGCCCGCCAGGAAGCCGUACCGCAAGGCGCCCCCGCAGCACCGCGAGGUCCGCCACGCCCCGCCCGUGUUCCGCGAGGACCUGACGCCCCCCCCGCCCCCGCCCCCCCAGCAGGAGCCCUGCCAGGACUCCUUGUGCGACUCUGACAGGAUCAAGAUCCUCCAGCAGCAGAAUGAGGACCUGCGCCGGCGCCUCACCCACACCACCCACAAGAUGGAGGCCAUGGAGACGGAGUUCCAGUCCAGCCGCCAUUUCAUGCAGGCUGAGAUCGGCCGCUCCAAGGACGACCUGGAGAAGAUGAGGGACAAGUUUCGGAGAUUGCAGAACAGCUACACUGCCUCACAGAGAGCCAACCAGGACCUGGAGGAGAAGCUACACGCCCUGCUACGGAAAGUGGAGAGGGACAAGAAGACGAUGGACCAGGAGAUAGUGGAGCUCACCAACAAACUCCUGGAUGCGAAGAACACCAUCGACAAACUGGAGGAGCUGAACGAGCGCUACCGGCAAGACUGCAACCUGGCCGUGCAGCUGUUGAAGUGCAAUAAGUCACAUUUCAGAAACCACAAGUUCGCCGAUCUUCCCUACGAGCUGCAGGACAUGGUGAACAAGCACAUGAAGACCAGCCUGCCGGACAAGGGGGCGCAGGCCCAGGACCCGGACUCCCUGAGCCUGACCCCGGCGGACGUGGUGCCCACCUCCGUGAUCGCCCGCGUGCUGGAGAAGCCCGAGCCCCUGGUGCUGAACUCGGCCCAGUCCAGCAGCAGCGCCGGCCGGCCCGUGGCCGAGGACGUCUUCGUGCACGUGGACAUGACGGGCCCCCCGCCGGAGGGCCAGGAGAACGGGGGCCAGGGGUUGGGCCGCCCGUCCAGCCUGGAGCAGCAGCACCAGCAGCAGCAGCAGCUGCUGCAGCAGAACGGCAUGUCCCGCAGCCAGACCAGCCUGGACGGCCACUCCGGGGAGGAAGGCGGGGGCCCGCCGGCGCCCUCCUUCGAGAAGCUCAACCCCUACCCCACCCCGCCGCCGCCCCACCCUCUGUACCCCGGGCGCAAGGUGAUCGAGUUCUCCUCCGACGACAAGGUGAAGAUCCCCAAGAACAGCCCCCUGCCCAACUGCACCUACGCCACCCGGCAGGCCAUCUCCCUCAGCCUGGUGCAGAACGACGAGGAGGCCGGGGAGCGCCAGCGCACCGUGCCCAACAGCCCGGCCGUGUCCGACGGAGGCUGGCGGUCCGGAGCCUCCUCCUCCUCCGGAGGGGGGCACCCCCGCUGCCCGCCCCAGCCCGACGUGGCCGACCCCCUCUCCAGCCAGUCCAGCCCCUUCAGCAGCCCCCCCCAGGCCCCCAGCGCCUUCGCCAGCUCGGGCAGCUCGGAGGAGGACCUCCUGGCCAACUGGCAGCGCAUGUUCGUGGAGAAGAUGGCCCCGACCUCGGAGGGCACCUUGGUGAACCGCACCUCCUUCAGCAGCGACACGGUCAAGGACCUGGACCGGCGGAGGAACGGGAAGGCGGCGGGCGACCGCGAGCGGGGCGUGCACCGGGGCGCGUAUUCGGACGGGGAGGAGUCGUCCCCCCAGAGCUGGACGGCGAGCAGGGGCUCCAGUCUGGACACGGACACCAGCAGCGCCGACCUCCGCAGCCGGAAGAGCCAGUACGGCGCCGACUUCUCCCAGGAGGAGAGCGAGCGUCUGCUCAUGGGCCUCGACCCGCUGGACGACGGCGACAGCUGCGACACGGCCGUCACCGUGGCGACCGCCGUGGAGCAGGCCAGCCCCGCCAGCAGGAGGAAGGAGUUCGUGGACGCGGCGUCGGCCGGCAGCUCCGCCGAGGAGCGCGACGUCCUGCCCCAGGACUUCCCCGCCGUGGCCCCCAGGGCCCUCCCGGGCCUGGAGGACUUCGUGGAGAAGCCGCCGCCUCCGCCCCCUCUCCUGCACGGCCAGGCGGGGCCCCAAGCGGCCCCCGGCCGUCCCCAGAAGAGCCCCAAGAGGAUGGGGGUCCACCACCUGCACCGCAAGGACAGCCUGACCCGGGCGCAAGAGCACGGCAACCUGCUGGACUGAUGCCCGCCCUCCCCCCUGCCCUCCCUGGCUCUAGAUCCUCACUCCCUGUGGACCCUCAGCCUCCUGUAGGGGGCAGCGUCACUGUCUCUCCUUAGGGCCUUGCUCUGCAGUCUGUCCUCCACCAAUGGGCCCCAAGAGCUGGCCUCCAAAAAGCGCUUCUCACAGAAUCGUGUCCGGACGUUGAUUGUAAAGGAGGUGGGGAAUUUUCCACUAACUAUACCCUUUUUCCCCCCGAACUGAUCUUUUAAGGUACAGACCCUGUUUCAAGUGUCCUACGAGAUUGAGUAUCUGAAGGAGCUGAUUUUAUUUUGUAUGUUUUGAAACGCCCUUGAGAAGACCUGUGAAUGGUAAUGUGACAGUCGUGCGGGCGGAAUGGUCGACUCCAGGGGUGUGGAGUCAUCGAGGAUGUAGCCAUUCCUUGAUUGUUCCCAUGACUACGCUGCAGUGGAAAGAGGAAAAAUGCAAGUUUCACCGAAAACCCAACUCCUGACCGUGCAGAACCGAAGAAGCCAGGUGGUGUGGGAAUCACGUUUUCCUCGUUUUCAUGUGCCCAUGGAAGUCGCCCCUUGGGGAGUUUGGUGGCACAACCUCUGAUACCGUAUUCAA